Penicillium cinerascens is the source of this 759-nucleotide messenger RNA. RefSeq lists its product as uncharacterized. The record is from RefSeq and is a predicted model, not a curated record. Lineage: Eukaryota; Fungi; Ascomycota; Eurotiomycetes; Eurotiales; Aspergillaceae. The transcript has 2 exons. The coding region runs from base 1 to 759 and encodes 252 amino acids.
AUGCGUCUGGCACUGGUCCUACUCUCGAUGGUGGCAGUAUCAGCUGCUGCUCCAUCAACCUUCUUCAACAAUGCCUACGAAUUUUCCGAUGAACUAGCAGAAUUCUACGGCAAAGUCAGCGAAUACAUCGACAGUGCGAGACACGAUUUGACACCGUCCACCACCUGCGACACAUCCAAGAUCUCGCUACCCUCUUUCGCCUCGAGUUUUCCCAGCCCUGAUGGGGUCACACCCAUGUAUGCUGCACUUGGAAGGGGCACACAAAACUAUACGUGUGCCGAUUCCACAUCUAAAUCCGCCCCGGUGGCCAUUGGGGCUGUGGCCAACCUCUACGAUGCCACAUGCAUUGCUGCCAACUACCCAGACCUCAUGGCAAUGCUCCCCAACAUUGCCUACAGGAUCGCUAUGCCGACAAACGAAUAUGCUGCAUUCCCCCCAGCCAAUCUUCAGCUGAUGGGACACCACUUCUUCUACGACUCCACCACCCCGGAAUUUAAUCUGGAUACCACAAAGCUCAAGCAAUAUGGGAUUGCCAUGACCAAGAAGCAGGAUCAACUUGAUGCACCUUCAGACGCAGCCAAGGGUGAAAACGGUGCCGUUGACUGGUUGUACCUCACAACAACCACUGGUACCAUUGGCAAGUACAAGAGUGUCUAUCGAGUCAACACUGCAUCUGGAUCCCCACCAAAGACAUGUGAGGGGCUGCCAUCCACUUUUGAGGUCCAAUAUUCUGCAAACUACUAUUUCUAUGGAAAUUAA